This is a messenger RNA of Melampsora larici-populina 98AG31, 1014 nucleotides long. RefSeq lists its product as uncharacterized. The transcript is spliced from 3 exons. NCBI's taxonomy places the organism in Eukaryota, Fungi, Basidiomycota, Pucciniomycetes, Pucciniales, Melampsoraceae. The record is from RefSeq and is a predicted model, not a curated record. Bases 1 to 1014 code for a protein of 337 amino acids.
AUGAACAACAACAUAACCUCUCAUGAACCCCACAAAGACCAACCUACUACCAAUACUCCCACCGAAGCUCAGACCACAAGCGAUAUACCCAACUUAUCUCAUAACUUGUUAUUCUUCAAGGAUCGUUAUGCAAUUACAUCCCACAUUGACCAACAAACCCUUCCCCAUGGCUACCGAAUAUCAAUAUACAAUUCCCGCCCCAACUUCAUCAAGUACAAAUGCUAUGAAGGACGAUAUCAAAACAAACAACACCCUGGCACAUGUCCCUACUAUGCCAAAGCCACACGCACACUAGACUCUGAAGAGGAACACUGGGGACUUCAAAUUCAAAUAUCUCUUCAUGAUCACCCUCCUAGCACUCCACCACUUACUCCCCCCCUGAAUACAUCUUUACCACCACCUCCACCUGGAGUCUUCAAGAAUGCCGAAGUUCUCAUCAACACCUCAUCACGUACCAAACGUGCCAAGGCCUCUGCCACACCAGCAAAAGCUCCCAUUUUGGCCUCAACAGCUUCAUCAGACUUAUAUUACCCUAUGCCCGGAGGAACGACACUGAUUGCCAAUACUUAUAACCAACCAGUGAUCUACUAUUCUAAACUAGACACGGCAACCAUGUACACUCCCCCCUUCUUUACCCCUCCUCCCGUCCUAAUUACACCUAUUGUAAUAGCAAUGGUUCGGCGGAACCAGGACGUAUCUGUAGAAUUAACAAUUUGUCCAUCCCUUCCCAUCCCUCUCUUAAACUCCGAUUGGACCCUGUUACGCGACACGAAUUCAGAUGGCUGGACAGGUUUAUAUGAUGUGAACUGCAAAGUUUUUGCCAAGCUAGCCAAGGGCCUCAGGGCAGCAAGAUACCGCAAACAUGACGAGUCUCGGUUACGAUUGGGAUUGGGAGAUCCUGUCCAUGUAUCAAUAGAAAGUGAUUCCGAACCGGAUUCCAAUACUAGUGAUACCAAUGAUAGUGAUAAUAAAACAGAAGCCUCAAAGACGACCAGCGAGCAGCUUGCUGACUGA